Messenger RNA from Monascus purpureus, 4058 nucleotides. NCBI's taxonomy places the organism in Eukaryota, Fungi, Ascomycota, Eurotiomycetes, Eurotiales, Aspergillaceae. The record is from the annotation of a GenBank genome assembly.
AGCCCAUACCUUCCCGUACCGCUCCCCUCGCACACCGUAUAAACCCUUGCCUCCCUUAUUCUCCCAAGCUUCCCUACCAUCUUCUUCAAGCCUUGUCGAUUCCUGAGUGUUAGCUUCUUAUUUAAGAUCACCUGGCCUACUCGGUAUUCUUAUCAGAUGAGUUAAUGAGCAGCGGUUCCAUAUAACUCUUUAUCGUCCUUGCCUUUUUUUUUUUCUCUUCUUUUCUCCUUUGAUAUCGUAUCAGUAUUUCCGGCCAUACCGUACGAUACGUACCGCCUUGGCCGCUCGUUAUCCUGGUCGAAGUCUGCGUCCAACCUCCAGUGCAGUAGAGACGACCUCUGGAGGGCGCAAUUUUUCGUCGUCUGUCCUCUGCAUGUCGAGGAUAGUCGCCAUAUCUUCGUUUCCUUUCAAAUAAACACUAGUUUAUCAUUGGUAUUUCCUCUUUUCUUUAAAAAAAUAUUUCUUCCCCAGCCCUUGGGCGGCUAUAGACGACGCUUCACGGCGGGGUUCUCCGUACAACCUAUCUUCCCUCUUUUUUGGUGUUAUCUUUUUAAACUUUCUUGCCUGGUCCCUCCUCAGUACUUCCGACUUGCACUUAACUGUCCUCAAAAUGGAGUGGCAACCCCAAGAUGAGCCAUUGAGGCAGCUUGCCUGCUGUCUCAAGGACUCUUUGAACGGACAGGACCGUCUAGCUCGAAGACAAGCAGAGCAGAUGCUAGUGCAAGCGACCUCGUCUCCGGAUUAUGUCAACUACAUCACCUACUUGUUCUCUACUCCUCAAGUCCCCUCGACGGUGGGCAUGGAUCAGACCACUUACAACGUGGUCCGCUUCGCUGCUGCCAUGAACCUCAAGACGAAGAUACAUGUAGCCUACAACACCAUCGGUCAGCACAGUCUGGUAUACGUUCGCACUGCUACCUUGCUUGGACUUCGUGAUGUAGAUCCCCACGUGCGGAAAUCCGCUGGAAGCAUCAUAACGGAGCUGGUGUUUAGAGGAGGACUGCUGGCAUGGCCGGAGGUCCUGCACGAGCUUCUGUCACUCGUCUCGAACUUACCCGGGGAUGUUCCUGUUCUCGCGCAGGAAGCGGCCAUGUCGGCCCUGUCCAAAGUGUGUGAGGAUAACCGCAGGGUCCUUGAUAGAGACUAUGAAGGACAGCGGCCCCUCGAUGUCAUCAUUCCCAAGUUGAUGGAGUUCACCUCCAGUGAAAGCCCGAAUAUCAGGUCAUUGGCAUUGGCUACCAUCCAUACCUUCCUACCGCACAGACCUCAGGCACUGAUCGCUUCACUGGACCUGUUUCUGUCGUUGCUUUUCCGGCUCGCGGAGGAUUCGAAUACAGAAGUACGACGGAUGGUCUGCCAAUCGUUUGCGCAAUUAGUGGACGUUGCACCCGAGAAACUCAUCCCUCAUAUCGAGGGUUUGGUAAACUACAUUAUUAUGCAGCAAAAUAAUCUGGAGGAUCCAGAACUAGCUCUUGACGCGGCUGAGUUUUGGCUUGCCGCCGGCGAGCAGCAAAAACUACUGCAACCACUGGCUCCACAUAUGUCGAAGAUCAUUCCUGUUCUGCUUCAGAGCAUGGUAUAUGAUGAGGAUGACGCUAUCAGGCUGGCUGGUGAUGAGGAUGAUGCCGAUGUGGCAGAUCGUAAGGAGGAUCUUAAGCCCCAGUUUGCGAAGUCAAAAUCGGCCCGCUUGGACACAUCAAAGCCAGAUACAUCUACAAACGGUAAUUCCGGAGACAAUGAGGAUGACGAAGACGACCUCAGUGAAGGGGAAAUCGAAGAUUCGGAAUUUGGAGACGACCCGGAGGAUGAGUGGACGUUGAGAAAAUGCUCUGCUGCUGCAUUGGACGUGUUUGCGAAUGUCUAUCACAAUCCCAUUUUCGAAAUCAUACUUCCAUACCUGAAAGACACUCUUCGUCAUGAGCUAUGGCCGCAAAGAGAAGCUGCGGUUCUAACUCUAGGUGCUGUGGCGGAUGGAUGUAUGACUGCGGUCACCCCUCACCUCCCGGAACUCAUCCCAUACUUAAUAUCUCUAUUAAAUGACCCUCAGCCUGUUGUGAGGCAGAUCACCUGCUGGUGUCUUGGCCGAUACUCGGAAUGGGCAUCGCAUUUGCAGGAUCCUUCGGAGAAGGCCCAGUACUUCGAGCCCAUGAUGGACGGCAUUCUGCGCAGGAUGCUGGAUAACAAUAAGAAAGUUCAAGAAGCAGCGGCCUCUGCUUUUGCCAGUCUAGAGGAGAAGUCUGAUGACAAUUUGGUCCCAUACUGCGAGCCGAUUUUGCGGCAAUUCGUUCAGUGCUUUGGGAAGUACAAGGAUCGAAAUAUGUACAUCCUCUAUGAUUGUGUUCAGACACUGGCGGAAUGCGUCAUGGGGGAAUUAUCCAGACCUCAUCUUGUCAGCAUUCUCAUGCCUGCGCUCAUUGAGCGUUACAACAAGGUCACGGACCAGUCGCGAGAACUCUUUCCGUUGCUCGAAUGUCUUGGGUAUAUUGCGACAGCGUAUGGUGACGCAUUUGCUCCCUUCGCACCCCCUCUUUUCCAGAGGUGCAUCAAGAUUAUCUACGAUAAUUUGCAGGAAUAUAUCGCAUCGGUCCAAGGUCAUGCGAUCGAUGAGCCAGAUAAGGAUUUCUUGGUCACGAGUCUCGACCUUCUGAGCGCAAUUAUCCAGGCUAUUGAUCCUCAGAAGAGCGGCGAGUUGGUCGCGAACUCUCACCCGCGUUUCUUCGAUCUACUUUGCUUCUGCAUGGAGGACCCCAACUAUGAGGUUCGACAGUCGUCAUACGCCCUCCUCGGUGAUUGUGCCAUCAAUAUCUUCCCUCAACUCGAGCCUUUUAUCCCUAACAUAAUGCCCACCCUUGUCAAGCAGCUUGAUCUUGAUCUCAUCCGGGACGACGAGCGCCACACUGGCUUCAGUGUCCUCAACAACGCCUGCUGGUCAUGCGGGGAGAUUGCAGUGAACGAGAAGGCAGUUCUGUCCCCGUACAUUGACAAGUUGUAUCAGGGGCUGUACAUCAUCAUCAACAAUGAAGAGAUCAUCGACUCGGUUAACGAGAAUGCCGCCAUGGCAUUAGGUCGCCUCGGUUUGUGCUGCUCUGACCAGCUCGCGCCGCUUCUCGGCGAAUACGCGAACUCAUUCUUGAAAUCCAUGGCCAAGAUUGACUUUACGCGUGAAAAAGCAUCUGCAUUUUUGGGAUUCAACCAGGUGGUCGUGAAGAACCCACAAGCCAUGGAGUCAUGUCUGGGGGAGUAUUUCCAUGCAAUUGCCACGUUCCCUAACAAGUCACUUGACCAGGAGGAGUACCAUGAUAUCCAAAACUCCUUCCAGCAGGUCUUGCAAGGUUACAAAAACAUGAUACCCGACUUCGAUUCCUUCCUCUCACAACUCCCUCCCACAGUGACUCAGAAGCUCCGUACUGUAUACCAAAUCUAGAUGCAUCUUCCAGAUCCAUAUUUUCAGCUAGUGAUGUUUUCUAUUUAAUUAAAGACCUUUUUUUCUUCUAUCUUUCUUCUUCCCCUAUCCUUUUUGUUCCUUGUUCCUAUUCCUUUUCUUUUUUAUCUUUUAAUUUUAAUUUUAUUUUUUUUUAUUUUUAUUGUUUUUCUUUUUGGGCUGGCGGCAAAAAGAAUGGCGCAGUUAGAUUAUAUGCAUUCAUUUCCAUUCCAUCCCAUCUUUAUCCUUCCAAUUGAAUCGGCAUGGCAUUGUACGUUAUGAAUAUUCAUUUGUUUCGUUUUCAUGAUGCUAAUGUAAUGGCCUUUUUUCUUUUGCGUUGAUUAUUUCGAAUAUUUCAAUGGAUUGGACCGGCCAAUUUGACGGAAUUAGGAAUUAAGUAGUCAUGGCGUUUUUCCAGCCCUUUUCUCCCUUUUUCCUUUAAAUCUAUGAGACUGAUUAUGGCUUUUCCGUAUUUGAUUACUAUUGCUAUAUGUUUCUGUCUACCUCAUUUACCUUAAUCCACGGUAGCAGCUACCAAGCGAUGUAUACUAUCAUUUAUGGUUCAGUAUAUAUAUCUCUAGCCACGCACGCUACUUAGAAUUUAUUGAAUAAAAGAAUAAAAGAUGUAUUCACGCCC